Messenger RNA from Trichomonas vaginalis G3, 717 nucleotides. RefSeq names its product Potassium Channel Kv1.1, Chain A domain-containing protein. The transcript has a single exon. Gene Ontology annotation, molecular function: protein binding. The coding region runs from base 1 to 717 and encodes 238 amino acids. The record is from RefSeq and is a predicted model, not a curated record. Lineage: Eukaryota; Parabasalia; Trichomonadida; Trichomonadidae.
AUGUCUGAGCAACCUUCAUUCCCAUGGGCUUCACAGAUGAUUGAAAUCAAGGCAAGAAAUGGACAAUGGUCUGUCCAUGUUUACGAGCCUUUAAUCAAGCACCGUUGGCAAUUCUAUGCCCGCGAAAAAGCACAGGCUCUUCAGAAGCUUCAGAUGCUUCCACAUAACACAAUUCAAGCAAUUCUUGAGCACCUUUACGCAAAUACCCCAGUCGCCAGAACAAAUCUUCCAGCUUUCAAGACAUGCAAAGUUGUUGACUCAAUUCCUUUCGAAUCAACAUAUCAUCGCGAUAUGAUGCAACUCCUCGAUGAUGAAUCAUCAUGGGACUUUGCUUUAAUUCCACGUGAUUCCGAAGAUCGCGUCAACGUUCAUCGUUUCAUGCUCUAUGCUCGUUCCGGCUUCUUCCGCUCACAGUUUGAAACUAACUCAACAAUGCUUCAGUUCCGUGAUCCAAAUAUGUGCAAGGCAGCUCUUGAAAUGUUCGCUGGCUAUAUCUAUACUGGCAGACUCGACCCAACAGAUGCUGUUGCUCUUGUCGAUCUCUUCGGAGCUGGCAAGAACUAUCAGCUUCGCGAUCCUCUCGAAAUUGAUUUCCUUGCUAUGAACAACCUUCAGAAGCUCUUAACACCACAAAAUGCCGCUGAAGUUAAGGCUCGCGCUGAAGAAAGAAAGCUCCAGGAAGUUAUCAAUCUUGUCCAGGACUACUAUCCUUGCUAA